Molecule: messenger RNA, 1214 nt
Organism: Dermatophagoides farinae (American house dust mite)
Lineage: Eukaryota; Metazoa; Arthropoda; Arachnida; Sarcoptiformes; Pyroglyphidae
Biological process (GO): superoxide metabolic process
Molecular function (GO): copper ion binding
Source: RefSeq, a predicted model, not a curated record
UGAAAUCGUAAAAUUUUCAUUCAUAAAAUAUGACAACAACAACAACAACAAUUAAUCAUAUGAUGAUGUCCACAACCAUUGUGGUCAUGAUUAUGAUCACAACAACCAUAAUGACCAAUUCAACGUUCGCUAUAUCGGAUGAUCAACAAAACAAUGAAUCAUCUAAUAAUGCAACAGGAUUGGAUAAAAGUUUAAACAAAUUAUUGACGGAUUUAUCAUCAUUAAAUGAUCGAUUAAUUAGAAUCGAAACAAUUGUCAAGGAAAUACAACAAUGGCAGCAUCAACAUCAUCAUCAUCAUCAUCAUAAUUACCGUGAUGAUGAUCAAUCGAUUCUAAUCAAUCGGCUACAACAACAUGAAAGCGAUCAUCACCAUCAUCAUCAAUCAAUCCAAUCACAAAAUGAUGAUAAUUUUGAAUCAACCGGUAUAAUGGCGGCUACCUGUCAUAUGCGUCCAAAUCGUCAUUUAGCAUUAUUGAAUCAACAGGAUAUUCAUGGUGAAAUUUAUCUCACACAACAAAUAGCUACAAAUCCUGCAAUUAUUAACAUGCAGAUACGAUUACAAGGUUUUAAAGUUGGUUGCGAUUCAACUACUACUGAAACUAAUGUUGCUAGUCUGAAACUGAAUAAUAGUGAUUGUAAUGCGGUAACAACAACAACAACAACGACAACGACAACAACAUUAAACGAAGUUGUUGGUACGAAAAACAAAACUUUUGCAUUUGGUAUGCAUAUCCAUGAAGGAUCUGAUCUAUCAUAUGAUUGUCAAUCAGUCGGUAAUCAUUAUAAUCCAUUGAAUAUGACACAUGGUGGACCGACUGAUUCAAUACGUCAUCUAGGCGAUUUGGGUAAUAUUUAUGCCGAUCAACAAGGCGUGGUUAGUAUGGACAAUUUACAAUUCACAAAUCUAAGCCUUAAUCCAAAUGAUGAACAUUGUAUUAUUAAUCGUACAAUUGUUAUUCACAAUGGUCGUGAUGAUUAUGGUAGAAAUACAAAUGCAGCUAGUAAAAUUACUGGCAAUUCUGGUAUAAGAAUUGCAUGCUGUUUAAUCACAUUAUUGGAACAACGGCCAUCGAAACAACAACAACAACAACAACAAACAACCACCACAACAACAUUUCCAUCGACGAUACAUUUAUCCAGUGAUGAUGAAUCGAUCCAAACAACAACAACAACAACAACAUUGAGAAUCCCAUAAAUUGAACAAAAUAUUAUU